CAGUGACGUAAGCAGAGACGGAGUAUAAAUAUAAUUGGGACGGGCAAUUUUCUUAAUGAACUAUCAGUAGAAGGAGACAAGGAGUGUGUUGUGGAUCAGCUGAAGGGGCAUCAUGCGGCGCAUUGUCAUCGGUAUCGGCGGAGUUACGAAUGGUGGUAAGACCACACUGACGAAACGGCUUGUUAGUGUCCUUCCGAAUUGUUGUGUGAUCCAUCAGGAUGACUUCUUCAAGCCACCAGAUCAGAUAGAAGUUGGUGAAGAUGGCUUUAAACAAUGGGAUGUGAUAACUGCCAUUGAUAUGGAAGCAAUGGUGAAUACAGUAACUGCCUGGGCUGAGAAUCCUGUCAAGUUCGCCAGAUCCCAUGGAAUUGCCCCAUCUCGUCCGGAGUUUGAAGAUGUGCAGAUACUGAUUUUGGAGGGUUUUCUGCUGUACAAUCACAAGUUACUGGCAAACAUGUGCUCAGAACGUUACUAUUUAAGCAUUCCAUAUGAAGAGUGCAAGAGGAGGCGCAGUGGCAGAAACUACACUAUUCCAGACCCACCAGGGUUAUUUGAUGGUCAUGUCUGGCCAAUGUAUUUGAAACACAGACAAGAGAUGGAAGAAAGUGGUGUGAGUAUAGUGGCUCUUGAUGGUCUUCGCUCAAAGAAUGAAAUAUUCACCCAAGUAUAUACAGAUAUCCAGAACAGAUUCUUGAAUGCUUCCUAGGACCUAAAACCUUAAGGACUCCUUCUGUAACUGCCUCCAUUAGUUGUGUAACAACUGAGGAUUUUUGUAUAUAAUUUUAACUUAUUAAGUUUAGCUGGAAACUUGUUUUGAAAGUUUUUUUUUUUAUCGUCAGUCAUCUGUUUUUAUUUACUGUUAAUUUUAUACUUGUACUAUUAUAUCAUUGAAUGAA
Bufo bufo (common toad) is the source of this 896-nucleotide messenger RNA. It is a transcript of the gene NMRK2, whose product is annotated as nicotinamide riboside kinase 2. The transcript has 8 exons. Lineage: Eukaryota; Metazoa; Chordata; Amphibia; Anura; Bufonidae. The coding region runs from base 113 to 706 and encodes 197 amino acids. The record is from RefSeq and is a predicted model, not a curated record. Gene Ontology annotation, cellular component: cytoplasm.